AUAAUGGAGGUGUGGUUUGAAGGGUGAAGCCAGCCCCUUCUCAUGAGAACUAUUUAUACCUUUAAGAGAUCAAACUAAAACUCACUUGUACCUCACCAUCACAACAUGUAUCUCCUCAUUCUGGUCCUUGGGAUUGUGCUUCUCCCUGAAGCCAGUACUCUACAAUGCCAUCAGUGCACAUCAGGACCGAAUGGAACCGAAUGCAAUGAAACAAUAACACAAUGCCCUUCAGAGAAGUAUCAGUGUGCUGCAGUAAGAAUCGUGUAUUAUAAAGAUGGUUUAGAACUUUAUCAUGAAUUUGGAAAAGUAUGUAGUUUACCUGAGGAGUGUGUUGACCACUCAAUGAACUAUGGAUACUACAGAGGCGUAUUUAUCACCAAGUGUUGCAGCACCGACCUCUGCAACAGCCAACCUGUCCCAGAGGUCACUCCACCCGUUCAAAAUGGCAGGAAGUGUUUCACCUGUGACGGACAAACAUGCACCAAAACUCUAAACUGCCUGGGGGAAGAGGACCGCUGUUUCUCAACAACAUUAGACUCUGUGGACGGAAAUGAGCCUGCGAAGGGCUGCAUCUCCCAGUCAGCCUGCUCACUAACAGAUAGCCCCCUACCUGACUUUAACUGCUGUCAGGGCGACUACUGCAACAGUGAAACUUCCAGUACCCUGAGAUGUUAUCAAUGCACACCAGGACAGACUGGAACCUGCACUGAAACAACAGCACAAUGCCCUGCACAGGGAAAUCAGUGUGCUGCACUAAGAGUUGUGUCUUAUGCAGGUGGUUCAGAAGUUUUGAAUGUCACAGGAAAAUCAUGUGCUUUGCCUGAUGAGUGUGGAGAGCACUCACUCAACUUAGGAGUCUCCAGAACCGUAUUUACCACCAACUGUUGUAACACUGACCUCUGCAACACCCAACCUGCCCCAGAACCCAGCAAAACCAAUCCAAAUGGCAAAAAGUGCUUCACUUGUGAUGAACAAGGGUGCAAUGCAACUGUAAACUGCCUGGGGAAUGAGGACCACUGCAUCUCACUAACAGUGAGUGCAGAAGGCCAAAAGGUGACAUUGAAGGGCUGCUCCUCCAAUGUAAUCUGCACAAACAAGGAACUUGCUCAGGUGAUAGGAGCUGCUGGAGCAGAAAUGAGCUGCUGUCAGGAAGACUACUGCAACAGCGGCAGCAGUACAAGUACUCCAACUACUAGUACAACUACUACUCCAACUACUACUCCAACUACUACUCCAACUACUACUCCAACUACUAGUACAACUGCUAGUACAAGUGCUGGCCUCUUGUUGCUGGUGGCACCACUGAUCUCUUUGGUUCUGAGCUGAUGGAGAAAGAAGAAUCACUGCCCAGAUUUGCUUCGCAUCACUGUGUAGACUCGUAGCACUUACUGUCUCACACAUGACCUUAAGUGAUAUGUGAGAAGUUUAGUAACCAACAGGAAAAAAUAAAAAUAUUUUCUGCUUCUAGCUUUCUUUUUUUAAAUGUUGAUCAUGUCUUGUCUCCAAAUAAAAUAGAUUAAAAGAAUAAAACCAAAUAAAAAAAUAUAUUCAUUUAUGAUUUUUGUUCUUAGUUCCAGUGGAAACUAAAUAAAAUCUAAUCUAAAUCACUGA
Messenger RNA from Mugil cephalus (flathead mullet), 1611 nucleotides. Its product is annotated as urokinase plasminogen activator surface receptor-like. The record is from RefSeq and is a predicted model, not a curated record. The transcript has 9 exons. The coding region runs from base 106 to 1326 and encodes 406 amino acids. NCBI's taxonomy places the organism in Eukaryota, Metazoa, Chordata, Actinopteri, Mugiliformes, Mugilidae.